UGACAUUUCAGGAAUGAAAGACAAACGGAAAACAGAGAAAACGUUUUCUGUGGUUUCCCAAACCGAGAAGCAGCAAUUUUCCAUCAUCAGAAUUCGAACUUGAACAAACGAUUCUACACAAUCUUCAUUGAGACGGCCACAUAAAUGCUGGUUUUUUAUUCAGAUUGUGUUUUAAACAGAUUUUGACGCCAAAACUGUGUCGUUUUGAAGGUAUCCGAAAUGGGUUUCGCUGAAGUUGGGGUUUGCGUUAGGUUCCGAUGAUGGUUGUUUUGAGGGAUUUGCUGCAUGGGUUUUUCUGGGUUUUGGAUUUCCGGAGUGGGUUGUUUUGUGUUUUCUGGUUUUGAUCAUUUAUCAGUUCAGAAAGUUGAUGUUUUAGAGAAAAUUUAGGGUUUUUCGGGUGUUUUUUUUUCCUUAGAGAUGGGCAAGUUUACUGGGUUUGAUGGCGGUGAGGCUCGCUAUUGCUCUGAUGAUGAUCAAAACAUUGAUAUUGAUGUUGCUCUUUCUUACAUUGAUGAGAGGCUUCAAGAUGCCCUUGGACAUUAUCAAAAAGAUUUUGAAGGUGGAGUUUCUGCCGAGAAUUUAGGAGCAAAAUUUGGUGGGUAUGGUUCAUUUUUACCCACUUAUCAGCGCUCUCCUCUUAUGUGGUCUCACCAAAGGACUCCACAGAAAGUUCAGAUCCAAAACAUUUCCAAACCUAGCAAUCUCCCAUCAAAGGGAGCCCAUCAGAGCUCUGUAGUUCUCUCAAGUGGACUUAGACAUGCUUCAAUCACUCCACCACUGCCUGUAUCAAGGACUUCUUCUGUGGAUAGUUCAAUUAAAUUUCAUACUUCAGGGGAAUCUGCUCCUAAAUGUGAAAUCAUAAACCUGCCAAAUUCUAGGUCUGAUCAGAAAAGUCUGAAGGUUCGGAUUAAAGUGGGCUCAGAUCAUAUAAAGGCUCAAAGAAAUGCUGCUAUUUAUAGUGGUCUUGGUCUUGUUACAUCUCCAUCUUCCUCAUUGGAGGAUAGCCCUUCAGAAUGUGAAGGGAAUUUCCCUGAAUCUCAAGAAACCCAGGCUGAAUCUCCCUCCAGCAUUAUUAAGAUCAUGACUUCUUGUCCUGUUCCUGACGGUGUAUUGGUAUCACCCCUGGAUGAUAGUUUUACUUGCUUAAUGGAAGAGGAAGGCCUUGUAGACGUUAGGAUAUCUCAUCAUGUUGAGGAAAGUUCUUCCCCUUUAGUAAACAAGUUUGCUACCAUUAGGGGUGGUGGAGAAGCGUUUGGAGAUAAUGAGAUUCAGCAGAGGGGUAAAAAUGUGAGGUUGACAGAAUUGGAAGAUGAGAGUUAUGAGGAUCCCUCUAAUGGCACCAAUACUCAUCUGAAGAAAGGAGAUGCUGAGACCUUGACGGGUGAUUCCUUGAAGGUUCUGUAUCCAUCCAAAGGAAAUGGUAAAGUCAAUGGCGUAAAAGAAGGUCCUGUUAAGGGAUCUGAAAUCAAUAAGAGUGUGGUAAAGGACAGCUCUAAUUUAGAAAAGGAGGAAGCCUUAGAGUUGGCAUCAAUUGUGGAAGCUAGCAGGACUGAUAAGUGGAAUGCAAAGACAAGUUUGGUAGAAAGGGUUCAGAAAGAUAAAAAAGCAGGUCGUAUUAUUACAAACGGUGGUGGGCCCAAAGGGGAGAGUAGUUAUGAUUUAUUUAAAGAAAAUUGCGACAUCCCCGAGGGAAAGAAAGAUUUUAAUGGUGGGGCAAGCGGUCCUCCUAGAAAGAAAUUUGAUCAGAAGGCUAAAUCCCCUCUGCAAGAUGGAAUGAGAAUUCCUCUUGGGAAGGAACAGCCAGCUUCUAGUUGCAAAAAGAAAUCGAAGGGAAGCCAAAGAAAGGGCACCUCAGCCUUGGAGUUAACAAGGGAAAGCUUGAGGGUUGAUUCUUCUGCAGCACCGGAAGAUAUGGUUGCUCAUCGAAAAUAUGUUCCAUAUAAAAGUAAUCGGGAUGACAUCAAAUCACAGAAGGAUUUGAUGAAGGUCAAAGAAAGUCAAGCUCAUUUGAUUGGGAAAGAAAAACUUGAAAAGAAGGAAAUUAGAAUGGUUCCGUUGGAGACUUCUGUUAAAGAAAAAAAUUCCUCUAAGCUUAGGGUUUUCAUGAAAGAAACCUGUGCAUCCAGUGAUAAAUUAAAGGAAAGAUCGGGAGGUAAAAAGUCCAGUUGCCCAUCAACAUUCGAAGCACAUCAAGAAGUUUCAAAAACUUCUGCCCUAACAGGAAAUGGGUCCAUUUCUGGUGCAUUUCCUACUGAGGUUGCUCCGGUAGUCAUACAGGAAAAUUGGGUAUGCUGUGACAAGUGUCACAAGUGGCGGCUUCUCCCGUAUGGUGAAAAUCCUAACUGUCUCCCGAAGAAGUGGCUGUGUAGCAUGCUAUAUUGGCUGCCUGGAAUGAACCGAUGUAGUGUCAGUGAGGAGGAGACAACAAAUGCGCUGAAUGCAUUGUACCAGGUUCCUGUCCCUGUUCCUGAGGUCCAAACUAUUCAACCGGUCCAUACUCAUGGAGCUGCAUCUGGGGCAACCUUGGCUGAUGCUAGGAAUCUUGGUCAAAACCACCAAUACCAUAGUUUUGAUGCUGCGUCCAGCGGUGGAAAGACAAAACAUGGUACAAAGCCAGUAUCAAAUGUAGCGAGACAUAGCAGUUUCAUGAACCUUUCAAACUCCUCAAGUGACCAACCUGCCUCCACUAAAAGAAGUCUAAAGCAUGCGGACAAAUCCCCUCUGGAGUUCAACACAGAGGAAAGAUCGGGUGAUGCAAAGCUAUUGAAAAUGAAAUGCAAGAGAGAGGCUGAUCAAGAUGGUUUUAGAGUGUCUAAGAAAAUCAAGACAAAGGGCAUGCAUUAUAUUGAUGGAGAUCAAAGUCUAGGUAGAUUGGAACCUGAAAUUGACACUCAGAAGCAUAAUGAAUACUCUUCUUCCAGGGAUUCAAAGGGUAUCACAAAGAAACUGAAGAACCAGGUUAAGAAGAGUGUGACUAUGGAAGAGCAAAAUAAAAGAUAUGUUGCAGGAAAAAAGAAAAAAUUGAUGGACUGGCAAGAUAGUCAGUUUUCCUUGGAGACUGUUCCUAGUAACGGGCAUCAGUCUGAAGCCAAGUGGAUUGUGGAGAAGCAGAAUAGUGGCAGUGAACAUGGAAAAGGGAAGAAGCCCAGGAGAUCAGAGUUAGAGAGAAAGGAAUCCAUUGCAAGUAUCCCUGAUGGUAAACCAAACAGAAAAGGUACAGUUGCCAGGAUCCUUUUGUCAAGUCGCAAAGAUGAUCCUGUAGAUGGCAAUAGUUCAUAUGAAGAAGGAAAAAGCACCGAAAAGGACCAGCCCUUGGCACAAAGUCAUGGGAACAACUUAUCACGACAGGCCAUUGAUUGCAAGACUUCUUCGAGAAGGGAUUUUCCAUUUAGACAGCCUCCCACGGCAGCCACCUCUAGCUCAUCUAAAAUUUCUAGCUCCUGUAAAGUUAAAGUCAACUCCCAAGAAGUUAAAGGCUCACCUGUGGAAUCAGUUUCUUCUUCUCCUUUGAGGAUGUCCAGCAGAGAAAAUUUUAGAACAAACCUUUUGGGGAAGGAUGAUGCUACUGGUGCAGAUUUCUUUCUCAUGAAUAAUCCUAGAAGUUGCUCAGAAGCUGAGGGCGAUGGUGAAAAUGUUGUGUCUGGGAGAGCUAGGAAGGAGAAAGCUUUCUCUUCCAAUCAUCAAAGAUCAAUGAAAUCCUCAUUGUUUGAUUAUCAGGACAGGAUAACUGAUCAUAAAACACAUGGAAAAGUUAAAGUAUGUACUGUACAUCCUUCUAAGCUCCCAAACACCCAAUUGGUGAACAGUUCCAUUGAUAACUAUGAACAAGAUAAAGAGAGAGUAAACAACCUUCACUUCCAUAAUGGGUCUGUUUCUGAGAAUUUUGGGAAGGUAUUCUCUUCACAGGCCAAAGAAAAGCACUUGACUUCUAAAUCUGGUUCCAAUAGAGACAGGAUCAAAGCCUCUGAUUCACAUAAGGAGCAGAAAGAGCUGUUCCUAGCCAAGAGCGUGAAGUAUGAGGUGGAGAAUGAAUUCAAUGAUAAUGCACCCCACAAAGAAGAAAUGAGGGAUAUGAAGUUUAAAAUUGAGGGAGGUUAUGGCAUUAAAUCUGAUAAGGCUGAGAAAAAUUGUGUUGGUAAGAAAGUUUCUGCAGGGAAACGUGCUAGUGAAAGUUGUAAAAUAGAGAAGCAAACUAAAUUUGAAGAACAUGACAAUCUGCAUGGAAAAUCAAAUACCAUUUGCCAAAAGGAUGGUGGAUCUACUAUGCAGCAGAACCGCAAGGUUGAAAAGUCCUUGAAGUGUCUUUCUGCAGACAGCACUGAUCAAGUUGAAGUAGCCUCUGGGAAAAGCGAUGCUGCAAAGGCCGCAAAACAGCAUGGGGAGUCUGAAGGUCUAAAUGGAAUUCAUGUUGGUUCAAGAGAUCCCACUCCUAACAGGCAUGGGGCCAGGGAUAUUGUUGCUCCAAAUCCUGUUAAACAGGGUACCUCCAUUCGUGCAGCACGUAAUGCCUUGAAAGAAGCUAAGAAUCUUAAACAUUUAGCUGAUCGACUUAAGAUUUCUGGGUCAGGACUCGAAAGUACCGAGCUUUUCUUCCAGGCAGCUUUGAAGUUUCUUUAUGGGGCAACACUUUUAGAACUUUGCAACAGUGAGGGUGUCAGCUGUGGGGAGAUGUCAUCAAUAGAAGUAUUCAAUAGUACUGCAAAACUAUGCGAGUAUUGUGCCCAUGAGUUUGAGAGAUGGAAAAGCAUGGCUUUUGCUGCUUUGUCAUACAAAUGCAUGGAAGUGGCAUACAUGCAGGUGGUCUAUUCCACUGAUUCCAUUGCCAGCAGGGACCGAAAUGAGUUGCAGAUGGCCCUAGAGAUGGUUCUGCCAGUUGAGUCCCCAUCAUCCUCUGCCUCUGGUGUUGAUAACUUAAACAAUCAAGCAGCAAUUGAUAAGAUGGAUAUACCCAAGGAUGCCAGUUCUCAAGUUAUGGGAAAUCAUGUUAUUGCUGCCAGAAACCGACCCAACUUUGUGCGGCUGCUUGACUUUGCACAAAUUGUUAGUUUUGCAAUGGAAGCCUCAUGGAAAUCACAGAAUGCUUUCGCAGCUGCUAAUGUGGUUCUUGCAGAGGCUGGGAAUGAAGAGGGUAUUUCUUCUGUUAAGAGGGUCCUUGAUUUCAGCUUCCAUGACGUAGAUGGAUUCUUACGUCUUGUACGCCUUGCAAUGGAGGCUCUUGCCCCUUAGCACUUGAAGUCCUGGUACAUCCAUGCAGAGUAUGCCAAGCCAGUGAAAGUAUUUUGAUUCCCCUCUUUAUAUGCAAUAAUGAAGGUGACAACAGGGAAAUAGAUCUAUGUAGCACACUCUUCUGUGGAGAAACCUGCUAUCACCAGUUCCUUUCUGCUGCAUGUAUAAAAAGUUGGAUUUACUACUCAAAUUUUAAUUUACUGUUUGUUGGCCUUGAGAUGGUUUUUUCCCAUUGGAUGAGAGAGAGAUUGAUAAUUGAGCUUCUUGGAGAGACCUGCUAUCACCAGUUCCUUGCUGCAUGUGUAAAAAGUUGGAUUUACUAACUUAAUAAUUUAUUUUAUGUUUGCUGUCCUUGAGCUGGUUUUUCCCAAUGGACAAGGGAUAGAUUGAUGAUUGGGCUUUGGCCAUAAGGUUCAGAGAUUAUUUUAUUCACUGGUGCGGCUUUGAGUCCCUUAAAAUAGGAGGGAUAAGAGUGGGAGGAUCAAUAUCAUUUAUAAGAAAAUUGCAAUUUCAUUAUCUUCUAUCUUGGAACCAAGAGAGGAGCAAGUAAUUGGCUAAGAUGUUGGGGAACUCUUAGUUUUAUUAUUUAUUUCUCAUUUUUAUUUUUUUGAAAGGAAGAAUUCUGGGAAAAUUGUUAACCCCAGUUUUACUAACUCUACCAACUAAUGUCAUUCAAAUAGAGAGGAAAGUGGAAUUUUAUUUUUGGGGGUGAAAUAUGGAGAUAAAGGUAGGAAUUUUUGGAAGGAAGGCAGCUGUCCAGGAGAUACUGGGUUGUCACUGCAGCUGUAGUGGUUAACAUGUGUCCUUGAUUAAAGAGAUAAAGUGUGAAGAAGUUAAAGUUGUGUAUAGAGAAAACAAGGAAAGAGUGAUAUUUAUACUGGAUUUUGAGAUGGAUCAGCAGAAAAUAUCUUUGUAUAGUGAAAUAAUGCAGUUCUGGUAUUCUACAUAGACUUUGCAUGGCAAUGGAAUUUAGCACAGAUUCCCUGAAUUUUGCUCGUUGUCACAAAGGUUGGCAAACCAGUACAGUUGUGCAUCCAUGGCAGGAACAGUUUUUGGUGAAAAGUGAACACCCCCGACUGUCCUCCUCAUUCUGCUAAUUUGUUUUCUUUUUCCCCGUCUAAUAUGAUUUAUAUACAUUGUGCCUUUUGUAUAGAUCCAGAAUUUUGAACUCUCUCCUUGCAUGUAUCAUAACUGCAACAUUUUUGAGCUAUACAAAUAAACUCUUUUUCUUUCUUCUGUCAACAAUAGAUAAUUGUGUAUUCAUGUGGAGUGUCAUUACCCAGUGAGAUUCUGAAUUCCAACCCUUGAAACAAGAAGCUCAAAAUCGCCAUGGAUGCUUGAAGCCCCAGCCAUGUAAAUGGUUAUCUGGAACAGAACUGGGAUUUAGCUCUUGACUUGAAAUUUUCUCUGUAAAUUAUGAUUGGAAGUUCCAUCAGAAGGGGCCUCUCUGCAUGACUCUUUAGAAAACUUUCAAAAGAUGUAGCAGAUUUUGUGAUCUCUUCUGUUGCCUCGACAACCAGAUAAUGGAGAAAAGACGAAAAAUAUUGAACCAGUUUGUGUAAACAGCAGAGUAAGGUGUUGAGAUGUCUCAUCUUCCCCACCAAAACCAUGCUCCACAGCCAAGGAAGUCUGCAUGUCCAGUUUCAUGGUAAGUUCUUUGAUACAUUAGAUCUCUUUGCCUCUUGUUCUUUUGUUGAGAAAAUCUCUAGGAGCUUGGGUUGGUUCAAGGGGGCCAUUUAGGGUUCAAUAUUCUCCCUGUGAGAAUCAUGUAAUAACACAUUUUCAAACUAUACUCAAGGGGGGCUUUGCGGCUAAUCGCCUUGAUUAGUUGGUUUCUAAUUGGGGGUUUACCUUUAAUCGGGUUGCACUCAAAUUAGAAAUAGUGAAUGUCCCUUGAUCAUCAUUCCUUUAA
Messenger RNA from Vitis riparia (riverbank grape), 7138 nucleotides. RefSeq lists its product as uncharacterized. Lineage: Eukaryota; Viridiplantae; Streptophyta; Magnoliopsida; Vitales; Vitaceae. The record is from RefSeq and is a predicted model, not a curated record. Bases 418 to 5226 code for a protein of 1602 amino acids. The transcript is spliced from 13 exons. Gene Ontology annotation, molecular function: zinc ion binding.